Molecule: messenger RNA, 1848 nt
Organism: Peronospora matthiolae
Lineage: Eukaryota; Oomycota; Peronosporomycetes; Peronosporales; Peronosporaceae
Source: the annotation of a GenBank genome assembly
AUGGAAAGUAUCCCGCAGCUACCACCCGGCACCACCUUCGUCAUUGCAGAUGACCCGGCGUUGCCGCCAGCUGUGUCCGAGCGACCGGCCAAGAAGUACCGCAACGCCGGUCGCAAGCGGGACCCAGUGUGGGACUUUACGACCGUGUUCCCGGACAAGCGCGUGGUGUGCAACCGCUGCCACGCUCUCAUCCACCGCUACGGCGUGGCCAAAGUGGAGCGCGUGCGCAACCACUUUGAGCGCAAAUGUACCGGCACACAGGAGCAAGUCAAGACGCUACGGGACAGAGAAGAGACAGCAGCGGUACGGGAGGUGACGCUGAGCUCCAAGCAGCCCAAGGUCACGCUCAGUGGCAGCAGCUACGGGAACAAGAGCGGCGCUUUCAAGCGCAAGUUUGCGUACUGGUUGUACGCAACGGGCCAAUGCUUUGACGACAUGGAAAACCAGCUCUUGUUGAGCGCUCUACGAGUGCUUCGCACUGACGUGACGCUUCCAACGAAGCACGAGCUCGAGAACGAGCUGCUGGAUCUGGAGUUUACGGCGUCGAAGACCAAAGUGACCAAAGCUUUGAGUGGCAAGAAAUGCUGCCUCACCAUUGAGCAUCGGGUGGAUGCAGGCGGAGCAUCUGUGACCACGUAUGGGGCAAUCUGCGAGGCUGCAUCGUACUACCUCGAGUCAAAAACUGACGACAGUCAGGAGAGUCGGGGAGAGUUGACGGCAGGUGAAGUGGAAGCAGUGAUGGCCAAAGAAAAGAAGGCCGAGUUUUACGGCAUUGUCACACCAGCUAUCACGACACUGUCCGCAUGCACUCGUGAGAGAGUCCAGAAGAAAUACCCACGGUGUACGUUCUUUCACGGCUGUGUAAGCAGCGCACUCACGUUGCUACUCAGCGAUAUCAAAAGCGUGCUGCCGUGGCUGAAAACGGUUCAAACGGCGGUUGCCGAGCUGGCACAGGUGUUUCAUGGAAACCAGAAGCUGCAGAUGCUCGUGUCAUGCUCCGAAAACAGCCAAACUAUGGAGUUCCCGGACUCCAGCUCCAUGUGCGCUUUGCUGGAGGCUUUACUGAAGCACGAGAAGGUGCUGUACGCCAUCGUCGCACGUCGAGACUUUGCAGACACUAGUGUUUCGGGCGAGCAAGAGAAAUGUAAGCGCGUGCAGGACUUUGUCUUGAGCGAAACAUUCGUUCAGGACCUGAUGAACUCCCUGGCUGUCCUUCGUCCGCUGCAAGAGCAACUGCGACAUUUCAUAAAUGAUCUGCCUCCAUUGUCACAAGUGUUUCCGUGCUUUGUCGAGCUUCUGACAGUGUACUCGGCAAUAGCGUGGGUGAGCAAGAAGGAGAAGGCACUCAUCACCUCUUGCGUGACUGAGCGCUUUAACGCUAUAUACGGUGAUUCUCACGGCGUGGCGUACAUGCUGGAUCCACUUUACUUGGGUCAAUUCUUAGAUGAACAGAAGAAGCGGAAUGUGGAGAGCUUUAUUGUUCGGUUCUGCGAAAAUGAGGGACAUGCUGUGGACAUUUUGACACAGCUAGCGAAGUACAAGGCGAUGGUAUGUGAACUGAAAGAGAACAACCAAGCGUACUGGCAGCUGCUACAGUCCGGUGCCCUUUCACCCCAUGACUUUUGGAUGGAACGCCGGGUGCAGUUUCCGUACUUGCACCAGCUGGCUGUAGCGGUAUUUGCGUUGCCAGCAUCAACCACAUCUCGGUCUUCCUCAUUUGGUGAAAAGGGCUUCAUGGUCCAUUCGCGAUAUCAUCGCAAGUUGUCACCAGACCAACUUCAAAAGCUUGCCCAUGUAUAUUGCAACUCAGAAAGGGGUGAAAGUGAGCCGUUGACGAUGGGUGCGUAG